UAUUAAAUACGAACUCAUAAAUCAAUGCGAGUUGAUUAAGGAGAGGCAUUUCCACUGUAGAGCAUCCAGAUCCACUAGGAUCAUGGUCCUGGAACAGUACUGAAUAUCCCAUUCUUUAUACACAGAUAUCUGAAAUCCAAAGCUAAAGAGCAAAGACAUGGAACCGAUAUGAUCCAAAAACAGUGCCUACCACUCCCAUUACUUUGUAAAGGGGCCAUGAAAUUCUGCUAGGAAGCGAAAAUUCUGGACAAUUCCAAGCUUACCGCGUGGGAUUUUUCCAUUUUUUUUUUUCCGUCAGUCUUGUGUCUUUCUGGUUGUUCCGUCCUUGUGCUUGUGAUCAGUUUUUUAGUUCUCCUUCUGUUUUGGAGGCUCUUUCCUGAUAAAAUCCUGCUCGGUUUUCUUGAUAAUUUGUGUUUUCAUCAUGUGGGAAUCAGAGAGCGAGUCAGUUGAUGGCCGAGACUAUGGGAAUAGCGUUCUUACCUCAAGCAAGCAUGGGGUCAAGACUGACGGAUUUGAGCUAAGGGGCCAGUCUUGGUAUGUCGAUACUGAUAUUCCUAGUGAUCUUCAAGUUCAAGUUGGGGAUGUUUAUUUCCACUUGCACAAGUAUCCCUUGCUUUCUCGGAGUGGAAAGGUGAACAGGAUCCUAUAUGAAUCAAGAAACCCGGAAUUGAAUAAGAUUGUGCUGGAUGAACUACCUGGUGGAUCUGAUGCUUUUGAGUUAGCUGCAAAAUUCUGCUAUGGAAUUGCUGUUGAUCUAACAGCAACCAACAUCUCUGGCCUGAGAUGUGCUGCAGAGUACCUUGAAAUGACAGAGGACUUGGAAGAAGGCAAUCUUAUAUUCAAAACCGAAGCAUUUCUAAGCUAUGUUGUUUUAUCUUCAUGGAGAGACUCAAUAGCAGUGUUGAAAAGCUGCGAGAAGCUCUCGCCAUGGGCAGAGAACCUUCAAAUUGUGCGAAGGUGCAGCGAGUCUAUUGCUUGGAAGGCUUGUGCCAAUCCAAAAGGAAUAAGAUGGGCAUAUACUGGAAAGCCCCCAAAAGAUUCCAGCUCAAAAUGGAAUGACAUGGACUCCAGUCCCAGUAGAAAUCAGCAGGUUCCUCCUGAUUGGUGGUUUGAAGAUGUUUCUCUCCUUAGGAUUGAUCACUUUGUCAGGGUCGUCACAGCAAUUAAGGUUAAAGGAAUGAAAUUUGAACUGAUUGGAGCUGCGAUAAUGCACUAUGCAGCCAAAUGGCUUCCAGGCCUGAUAAGUGAUGCAGCAGGGGCAGGAGACGAAGGAAUUAGCAAUGGCAGAAACAUUAAUACAGGUAGUAUCAGCAGUAGUUGGAGGGGCGGGCUCCAUAUGAUUGUGGCAGGAACUAAAGAUGAGCUUUCUACUGUUCAGGCCAAAGAUCAGCGGAUGAUCAUUGAAAGCCUCAUCAGUAUAAUUCCCCCACAGAAGGAUAGUGUCUCAUGCAGCUUCCUGCUUCAGCUGUUGAGAAUGGCAAACAUGUUGAAAGUGGCUCCUGCUUUGGCAACUGAAUUGGAGAAACGAGUGGGAAUGCAGUUUGAACAGGCUACAUUGGCAGAUCUUCUUAUCCCUUCUUACAGUAAAAGUGAGACAAUGUACGAUGUGGAUCUUGUUCAGAGACUUCUGGAGCAUUUUCUAGUUCAAGAACAGAUGGAAAGUUCAAGUCCGAGCAGACAAUCCUUUUCUGACAAAUCCAUGUAUGAAGGUAGUCACAGGGUUGCUAACCCAAACGCUAAGAUGAGAGUGGCAAGGCUUGUUGACAGUUAUCUUACAGAGGUGUCCAGAGAUAGAGACCUCUCCCUCACAAAGUUCCAGGUGCUGGCCGAAGCUUUGCCUGAAUCUGCAAGGACCUGUGAUGACGGACUUUACAGAGCAAUUGAUUCAUACCUCAAGGCCCAUCCAAUGCUUUCUGAGCAUGAAAGGAAGCGACUUUGCCGUUUGAUGGAUUGCCAGAAGCUCUCGAUUGAUGCAUGCAUGCAUGCUGCCCAAAAUGAAAGGCUUCCAUUAAGAGUCGUGGUGCAAGUCCUCUUCUCUGAGCAGCUAAAGAUAAGCAAUACAAUAGCCAACAGUUCCCUGAAAGAAGGUGGUGAAUGUUACUACCAACCAUCUCUUUCAAACCGGAAAUCACUACUUGAAGGGACUCCACAAUCAUUCCAAGAAGGAUGGACAACCGCCAAGAAAGACAUUAACACUCUCAAGUUUGAGCUCGAUAGCGUGAAAACCAAGUACAAUGGGCUUCAAAAUGACAUGGAGAAUCUGCAGAGACAAUUCGAUAAAUUGGUGAAGCAGAAACAGACGUCAGCAUGGAGCAGUGGGUGGAAGAAACUAAGCAAAUUUACGAAGAUGACAGGUUUAGAAAACCAGAAUAGUGGGCCUCAGCUCAACCCUGCAGAACAGCCUAGAAAGACACCUAGAAGGUGGAGAAAUUCAAUAUCCUGAUAGAUUAGAGAGUUCCAGUUGCCAAAAAUAGAUACGUCCUUCAUUUUGAUCGUGUUCCAAAAUUUCUUUCCUUCUGUUUCUUUUAUUUGUGGGAGUCAAUGGAUCCUUCAUUACAUAGCA
Messenger RNA from Juglans regia (Persian walnut), 2563 nucleotides. RefSeq names its product root phototropism protein 3-like. The record is from RefSeq and is a predicted model, not a curated record. Bases 422 to 2443 code for a protein of 673 amino acids. Gene Ontology annotation, molecular function: protein binding. The transcript is spliced from 4 exons. NCBI's taxonomy places the organism in Eukaryota, Viridiplantae, Streptophyta, Magnoliopsida, Fagales, Juglandaceae.